AUGGAUUUAGAGCAAGAAGAGAUGCAAUUCCUUGGAGUGUUUGAUAUACUUAAAGAAGCCUACAAAAUCAUCCUCACAUGUAGAAAAAUCUUCAGCCAAAUAACGCUUACCUUAAUCAUCCCUCUAUCCCUCUUGAUUUUAAUCCACAUAGAAGUCUCUGACAUCCUUUUCCGCAACAUAAUCCACAACCAGGUCGACCUGGUGGAUACCCAAGUCGGAACACCCAAGUACAACACCCUCUCUCGCCACAUCUCCUCCGAAUGGACCUAUCUUUGGCUCUUCAAAGGUCUUUACUUCACUUUCCUCCUCAUCUUCUCCCUCCUCUCCACCUCUGCAGUCGUCUACACCGUUGCCUCGGUCUACACCGCCCGAGAAUUAUCCUUCAAAAAGGUCAUCAGUGUCGUUCCCAAGGUUUGGAAGCGCCUCAUGAUAACCUUCUUGUGGACCUUCCUGGCCUUCUUCCUCUACAACUUCCUCGCCUUAAUUAUAUUGGUUAUCUUUACUGUUAUAAUGGUUGAAUAUUCAUUCCAGCCGGGGUUGGUUAUGCUUGUCGUUUUGGGGUUGUUGUAUGUUGUAGGAAACAUAUACAUGAGUCUGAUUUGGCAGCUGGCCUCUGUCGUUUCUGUUCUUGAAGAAGUUCGUGGGAUUCAAGCCAUGAAGAAGAGCAAAGCGUUGAUCAAGGGAAAGAUGUGGACAUCCAUUUUCUUAUUUGGGAUUCUCACAGUUUUCAGCUUCCUCUUCCAAUUCACCUUUCAGAAGCUUGUCGUUCACGGAUGGUCGUUUGGGUUGUUUGGUAGAGCAGCAUACGGUGUCGUUUGCUUGUUGGUCUUCGUCGUGUUGAUGCUUUUGGGGCUUGUUACACAGACCAUUCUUUACUUCGUUUGCAAAUCUUAUCACCAUGAGAACAUAGACAAGUCAGCUCUUUCCAAUCACCUUGAGGUUUAUCUACUCGGAGAAUAUGUCCCUCUCAAGACCAAGGAUGUUCAACUUCAACACUUUGAAGUUUAA
Cannabis sativa is the source of this 1008-nucleotide messenger RNA. RefSeq lists its product as uncharacterized. The record is from RefSeq and is a predicted model, not a curated record. Bases 1 to 1008 code for a protein of 335 amino acids. Lineage: Eukaryota; Viridiplantae; Streptophyta; Magnoliopsida; Rosales; Cannabaceae. The transcript has a single exon.